AUGGCUUCGAAUGUACUUGUCCGCCGUGUUUCAGACCCCAAGGCAGUGGCUCUGGUGUUGGGUCCACUUGGAGCUUCAGCGGAGGGCACCAUGAAUAGUUUUGGGAAGAUGUAUCAAGAUCGCAAUUGUACCACAGUGACGGCAGCAUGUCCGGUGGUUCGUUUCUUCUUGACGCAGCAUCGUACAUUGAAACCCACUGCGAAGGCUAUCAUUCAAGAGACAGCCAAGGCCCUUCGGGAGACACCCAACGAAACACCAUUGGUACUGCACUUGUUCAGUAAUGGAGGUGCCUUUUUACUCGAAGAGCUGGAGCUGCUCCUGUCAGAAGUUCCGGAACAAAAUUCCAAAGAUACCAACAACAACAACAACAACAACAACAACAACAACAACAACAACAACAACAACGAGAACAAGCUGAACAGGGAAGAUGUGGACUUGAUUCAGCAACGAAUGGAAUACCAAUUCUUUGACUCUUGCCCUUGUUAUCUUCAUAUGAUGUGGGACCUCUCUCCCUACGCUUCAGACGCAUUUCCAAAUCCAGCUUGGAGACCACUCUCGCGCAAAGUUUACUAUCUAGGAAGCGCAUUUAGUCUCACCAUGUGGUGUACAUUUACCGGAUCCUUCAAACGAUCUUGCCUAUUCUGGUCUCGAAUGGCCGACAUUGACCGCCCCUACUGCAAACAUCAAGUCUACUUCUAUACCACUGCCGACAUGCACACCGAUGCUACCCGGAUUGAUGAACUCAUUGAGAAACGACGUCAAAAAGACGACACUAUCGUUGUACACCGUUACGAUGAUUCGGAUCAUUGUGCCUUAUGGAGAGAUCACGAGGAUGAGUACAAUCAAGUACUCGACGAAAGCCUGGAGGCUGCAAGAAAUCGAAGAACAUAG
This is a messenger RNA of Seminavis robusta, 891 nucleotides long. Lineage: Eukaryota; Bacillariophyta; Bacillariophyceae; Naviculales; Naviculaceae. The record is from the annotation of a GenBank genome assembly.